UUGCUACUCAGAGCCAUUACCAGCACAUGCCGCUACCAGGAGCCAUUACCAACAACUAUUGCUACCCAAAGCCAUUACCAGCACCUACCACUACCGAUCACUACACUGAGCCACUACCAGCACCUAUCUCUGCUCAGAGCUAUUACCAACAACUACUGCUACCCAGAGCCAUUACUAGCACCUACUGCUACCCAGAGCCAUUAACAACAACAACUGCUACCCAGAGCCACUACCAGCACCUACAGCUACCGAGAGCCAUUACCAACAAUUACUGCUACCCAGAGCCAUUACCAGCACCUACCACUACCCAGAGACACUACCAGCACCUAUUGCUACUCAAAGCCAUUACCAAAACCUACUGCUACCCAGAGCCAUUACCAGAACCUACCACUACCUAUCGCUAUCCAGAGCCACUACCAGCACCUAUCACUGCUCAGAGCCAUUACCAACAACUUCUGCUACCCAGAGCCACUACCAACACCUAUUGCUACCCAGAGCCAUUACCAACACCUACUGCUACCCAGAGCUAUUACCAGCACCUACCGCUACCCAGAGCCACUACCAGCACCUAUUGCUACUCAGAGCCAUUACCAGCACCUACCGCUACCCAGAGCCACUACCAGCACCUAUCGCUGCUCAGAGCUAUUAACAACAACAACUACUGCUACUCAGAGUCAUUACCAGCACCUACCGCUUCCCAGAGCCACUACCAGCGCCUACCACUACCUUUCACUACCCAGAGCCACUACCAGCACCUACCACUACCUUUCGCUACCCAGAGCCACUACCAGCGCCUACCACUACUCAGAGCCAUUACCAGCACCUACCGCUUCCCAGAGCCACUACCAGCGCCUACCACUACCUUUCGCUACCCAGAGCCGCUACCAGCACCUACCACUACCUUUCGCUACCCAGAGCCGCUACCAGCACCUACCACUACCUUUCGCUACCCAGAGCCGCUACCAGCACCUACCACUACUCAGAGCCAUUACCAGCACCUACCACUACUCAGAGCCAUUACCAGCACCUAUCGCUACCCAGAGCCAUUACCAACUCUAAAUAACAAUCAAUGCUGGUUAAUCUCAUUUGCGCCCACUCGCUCUAUUUUACUGACACAGGAGAAAUAUUUGAUGAAUUAUCCUGUUUCAAACACCAUUGUUUGUUAUAAAGAAAAAAAUAAUUUUUAUCUUCUACAUAAUGGCUCAAAUCCGAAGGAAUUUAGCUUAAAUUAUUACCUGCUUUACAUCUGA
This is a messenger RNA of Pelobates cultripes (western spadefoot toad), 1250 nucleotides long. The record is from the annotation of a GenBank genome assembly. Lineage: Eukaryota; Metazoa; Chordata; Amphibia; Anura; Pelobatidae.